Messenger RNA from Microplitis demolitor, 1203 nucleotides. Its product is annotated as acyl-CoA Delta-9 desaturase-like. Lineage: Eukaryota; Metazoa; Arthropoda; Insecta; Hymenoptera; Braconidae. Gene Ontology annotation, biological process: unsaturated fatty acid biosynthetic process. Gene Ontology annotation, molecular function: stearoyl-CoA 9-desaturase activity; iron ion binding. The record is from RefSeq and is a predicted model, not a curated record. The transcript has 5 exons. The coding region runs from base 129 to 1121 and encodes 330 amino acids. Gene Ontology annotation, cellular component: endoplasmic reticulum membrane.
UUUAUUUAGUCAAGUAUUUCAAAUAAAUACCAAUUUUAUUUUUAUUAUCAUGAUCAUAAGUAUUAUUUUUAAAUUUCUAUAUUAAUAAAUACAGUUUUGAUUAUUCAAAUUUUUAAAAUAAAAUUAUAAUGCCGCCUAAUAAUUUGACGGCCAGAAAAUUGCCCUCUGGGAAUAAUAAAACAGAUUAUUGUGAAAUAAUACCAGUAGAAAAAAAAACUAAAGCAUGGUACGAAUUUGAAACUGACAUUAUUUGGAAAAAUGCUAUUUUUAUGAUUUCUAUUCAUUUAAUAUCUUUGUAUUGCACCCUUACUUUUAAUUACUUUCAACAUAAAAUAUUAUGUGUAUGGCUAUUUGUUAUGGUAAUAAUGUCAGGAUUGGGAGUAACUGGUGGAGUACAUCGACUGUGGACACAUCGUUCUUAUAAAGCUAAUGUACCACUCCGUAUUUUUUUCGCAACUCUUUAUUAUUCUGCUGGCCAAAACAGAAUAUUCAAUUGGGUAAGAGACCAUAGACUUCAUCAUAAAUAUACAGACACAAUAGCAGAUCCUCAUGAUAAUAAUCGCGGGUUUUGGUUCAGUCACGUCGGAUGGUUGAUGAUUAAAAAAAAACCCGAAGUUCGUAAGUACGGUGCUGGGAUUGAUAUGAGUGACAUUCUAGCGGAUCCAGUUGUUCAAUUUUUUGACAAAAAUUUCAUUAUUCUCAAUACUUUAUUGACCUUUGUUAUACCAGUAAUAAUACCCGUAUAUUUUUUCAAUCAAGACGUGAAAUGGUCAAUAAUAUCUCAAAUAUUCAUGCGUUAUCCUUGGACUUUGAAUAUUACAUGGUCUGUUAAUAGCUUCGCUCACAUGUUCGGAUAUCGGCGCUAUGACAAGAAUAUCGGACCUGUGGAAAAUAUAUGGGUAGGCUGGGCAGCUGCUGGUGAAGGCUGGCACAAUUAUCAUCAUGUGUUUCCGUGGGACUACAGAGCUGCUGAAUUCAAACACGUAUUUCUUAAUACUACCACUGACUGGAUUGAUUUCUUUGCCAAACUUGGGUGGGCCACUGAUUUAAAAACAGCAGAUCCUCAGCUUAUAAAGAAAGUUGUACAAAAUAAAGGCGAUGGCUCACAUCCGUACUAUUAAAAAUUUAUUCAAUUAAUGUUUUAUUUAUUUAAAUUAUUUAUAAUUGCACUAUGAGUAAGAAAUAAAUGUUCAUUAUUUUAGA